This is a messenger RNA of Pyricularia grisea, 2757 nucleotides long. RefSeq lists its product as uncharacterized. The coding region runs from base 1 to 2757 and encodes 918 amino acids. The record is from RefSeq and is a predicted model, not a curated record. The transcript is spliced from 5 exons. NCBI's taxonomy places the organism in Eukaryota, Fungi, Ascomycota, Sordariomycetes, Magnaporthales, Pyriculariaceae.
AUGAUGGACUCACGCACAAACUUCUGGCUGAUUGGCAUUGUCUUGUUGGUCUGCUGGGCCAGCCCGGCCUAUGCUUUCGGCGCUGGAAACAUUAGCAGCAAAUCGCCGAUUGAAGGGAUCAACUGGCGACACGGAGAUAUUGAAGAUGCCCUCCUCGGUAUCAUCAUGGCCCGCGCCAUGGACAAGAAGAGCAAAAAGUUCAGCAAGAUGUCCGUGAUGCGUGUUUAUUUCGGCAAUUGGUUGAGGGAUUACUCCCAGGCCGUCGACUUGGGCACUAUCAAGAAUGUGUCGUACGAGGCAAUCCGACUUGUUGUCGCCAUCCUGGCCUUUAUGAACUUUGGCUUCGGCUCCAAAGAGUUCGAAGUCACCCCUGAGCGUCUAGGUUGCUACCGACCCGAGGAGCACAUCGACAACCCCAAGGGCUACGGAAGCGGCGAUAACCCCAAGCAGUACUGGGAGGGCCUCCGUGGCCGCGUCGACGAUGACCGUGAGCUCACAGUCGACUCGGACAGCGGCAUGAAGAACUACAUCGCCAACGAGCGGGCUGGCAUCGACACGUCCGCCGGCCUCCUCCGCAACCUCCUGGGACGCUGCAUCGACCUGGGCCGCGCGCACGCCCGCAACGGCCGCGACGAGGACCUGUACGAGUCCAUGCGCCUCAUGGGAACCGCCCUGCACUGCCUCGAGGACUUCUUCGCCCAUAGCAACUACGUCGAGCUGGCGCUGAUCGAGAUGGGCCACCGCGACGUUUUCCCGCACGUCGGGCGGGACACCAAACUCCGCAUCCCUGGUGCUCGGGACGAGGUGUACCCGGUCACGACGGGGACUUUCGGAGAGGUUGACUUUUUGCAUUCGGUCGCUGGUGAGGUAUCGGACAAGAUCAAGCAGAACGAGCUGCAGGAGCUCGAGGAGCUGCUGCAGGACAACAAGAAGAACGACACGAGCCUGCUCAAGAACCUGUUCAAGAUGCUGCCUGACUCGCUCUUUGGUGGCGAGAGCCAGUCCAACAAGAUGGACCAGAUCGAGCAGGAUUGUACACAGGCGCAGAUGAACAACCUCCAGGUCAAGCCGCACCGCGAGCCUGAGGAGAUCACAAAGUGGGUGUCCAACAUCUUCAAGCAGAUCGUCCCAGUGAUUGAGUGGCACGACCGCAUCAUGAAGAUCAUCUCGGAUGCCUUGCCCAGCAUCCCCGUCAUCCCCAAAAUUAUCGAGCAGCUCGAGGACCAGCUGAAUGCUUUCGUCAUGAUGCAGCUCGCUCCAUUUAUUGUGCCUGUGCUCCAGCAGAUCCAAAACGAAAUGAACGCUGGUUCCAACGGCAUUGUCGAGAGCAGCAAGCGUGACCAAUUUGCCGUCUUUGACGACGACAGGUCUGCCGAUCCGACGCACUCGAUGCUGUCCAAGGACCACUUUACCAACCUCCUUAAUGAACCUGCAGGUAAGACCGCAGCUGAGAUGGUCAAGUGGGUCGUUCCCCAAAUCAUGCAGGCCAUGGACGACGAGUCUAUCGACAUUGGCCGCACCGUCAACCGCAUCAUAUACGGCGUGCUGCACCACCCAGCACAGCGCUCGAUCGGACAUGAUGGCUCGUCCGAGGGCCGCGAGCUCUUUUACCGCUCCAUCGAGCAGUGGUGGGGUUGCAUGGGCCCGGACCAGCAGCGCGAUUACCUGAGGCGUUUGAGCCGGGACGGUGUCAGGAACCACGAGAACCACAAGGAGGGCGAAUAUGACACAGGACACAACAACGGCUGCCUGGGCCACCUCGAUACGUCGCACAUCCACGGCGACGGCAAAAAGAAGAAGAAGGAGACGUGGGAGGACAAGAUCGCCACUCAGGCUGCCAACGCAAUCGUCUCGGGCGUUACUGGGGCCGUCGGCAACUUUGUCAACAAUAACAACAAUAGCCAUGACGGUGGCAAGAAGGACGAUGGGCCAGGUGGUCUACUGGGAAUCGCAGCUUCGGCACUCGGUGGAAUCCUGGGGGGACCCGACGGUGAUAAGAGGAGGAACGACAACGACGACAACAACGGUAACGGCAGCAGCCAUAACAACUAUUCGUCAUCCGGUGGCAGGCAGGAUUACAACAGCAGUUCAUCCCCGUACAACCGGCCCAGCUCCAGCGGUCGCCAGGACUAUGGCAAUUCGUCGUCGUCGUACAGCCAGCCCAGUUCGGGUGGCCGCCAGGACUACGGAAGCUCCUCGCACUCGUCGGAGCACUCGCGCCCGCACCACGAGUCGUCGUACAGCAGCCAGCAAUCUUACAGCGGCCACAGCUCAUCGUACUAUGGAUCGAGCCGGAGGGACGACGACUCGAUGCCCGGCGGAUUCCCCGGAGGGAGGGGCUACGACGGCGAGGGCAACCACCGCAUGUCCCACCACUCAAGGCCCGAGCCAUCGAGGGGUGAGAGCGCGAGCUACUACGGCAGCGGAGGAGGAGGAGGAGGUGGUGGUGGUGGUGGUCACUCCGGCGGGUACCACGAGCCUUCACGCCACAGCGGUGGAGGCUACCAGCAGCAUAGUCAGUACGGACACCAGCCGCAACACGGAGGCCCCGGUCAUCCGGGAGGCUUUGGUCACCCUGGAGGCCCUGGUCAGCCGGGAGGGUUUGGUCAGCCGGGAGGUUUUGGUCAUCCUGGAGGCUUUGGUCAUCCAGGAGGCCCUGGUCCGGGGGGUCCUGGUCCGGGAGGCUAUGGCCAAGGGGGGCCAGGGGGCUACCCUGGGCAGCAUGGCUACGGAGGUCAUGAGCAGCGAAGAUGGUGA